Messenger RNA from Ilex paraguariensis (yerba mate), 402 nucleotides. NCBI's taxonomy places the organism in Eukaryota, Viridiplantae, Streptophyta, Magnoliopsida, Aquifoliales, Aquifoliaceae. The record is from the annotation of a GenBank genome assembly.
AUGAGAAGGAAGUCGAGGUGGAAAAUUUUCUUGGCGCGGUGGAGUCUGCUAAGGGCGAGAAGGAAAGGGCUAAGAAGAAAAAAGAGCAAGCCGAGCUGGUCGUGGCUGGUCGUGGCUGGGCUCAAGCUGGAGGUUGAGUCUUUAAAAUCUGUUUUAAAGGCCAACGAGAAUACCAUAAAGGACAUUCAAGCUAGGUGUGCUGAUAAUUACGUCGACGGUUAUGAAGACAUGAGGGAUCAAGCUACCAAGAAGUAUCCUGAUAUAGACUUCACUUAUUUUGUACCCCCUUUAUCUUCAAAACUAACUGCUGAGGUUGAGAAAGCGCCAGCAGACCAUGUGGUGCUGCUUUUGGCUGCCAAGACCCCUCCUGCAUCCCUUCUGAAAGGUUCAUCGAGAAUUUAG